CUCUUCGGUACAAAAUGUCUGCCAUAGCUCCUUCCUCGUUGUCGCUGCGUUCAACAGUUUCUUCCUUCUUUUUAGAGCCCCGUAGAAACAAUCUCUAUCAUCUCGCCCUCCCUGAUCUUCUCGCGGUUCCUAGAAGUUAAAACGCUCACACUACACCAUGUCGAAAGUUCUUGACUAUGAAGAAGUCGCGAAGCACAACACAGCAGAGAGUUGCUGGGUCAUCUUAUACGGCAAUGUCUACGAUGUAACAGACUUCAUCCCCAGCCACCCUGGCGGCGCCAAAGUCAUCCUACAGCUGGCGGGAUCCGACGCUACAGAAGAGUAUGACCCUAUACAUCCCCCAGGUAUUCUCGAAGAGAAUCUAAAGCCAGAGGCCAAGUUGGGUACGAUUAACCCAGACACUCUACCCUCGACGGAGAAAUCGCUAGCAGAAACAGACGAGGAAGCUGUCGAUGCACCUCCCGACCUUGAAUCUCUCUUGAACCUGGACGAGAUAGAGGAGGCAGCUACAAAGCAGAUCAGUCGCAAGGCCUGGGCAUAUUACUACUCUGCUGGCGACGACCUGAUCUCGAAGACGCUCAACAACACCGUGUAUAGGCAGAUCCUCCUUCGGCCUCGAAUGUUCGUUGACUGCGUGAAUUGCGACACCUCGACCUUAUUCCUCGGCCAUGACGUCAAACUUCCACUGUUUGUAUCCCCUGCGGCGAUGGCUCGUUUAGCCCACCCGGACGGCGAAUGGGGUAUUGCACAGGCUUGUGCGCAGUAUGGCGCUAUGCAAAUUAUAUCCAACAACGCGUCAAUGACUCCGGAACAGAUCGUCGCAGAUGCACAGGGCGGACAGGUGUUUGGGUGGCAGUUGUAUGUUCAGACAGAGCGAGCGAAGAGCGAGGCGCAGCUUGCCAGAAUGAAUAGGCUGCCUGCGAUUAAGUUCAUCUGUCUAACGCUCGAUGCUCCGGUCCCUGGCAAACGUGAGGAGGAUGAACGUAGCAAGAGUAUCGGGUCCAACCUUCCUGUGCGCUCAGCUGUUCAAGAAGGAGGCUCGACAUCGAAGACAAGCUCCAACUCGGAGACUCCUGCUCCAAAGGCGAUGGGGGUUGGCCAGAGUCUAUUCUGGGGCACUGCGGCGGACCUCACGUGGAAGAGGACGCUACCGUGGUUAGCAAAGCACACUGAUCUGCCGAUUGUGCUGAAGGGCAUACAAACGCACGAGGAUGCUUAUCUAGCAAGUCUCUAUGCUCCGCAGAUCAAAGCCAUCAUACUGUCGAAUCACGGUGGACGAGCGCUCGACACAGCGCCCCCGGCUAUACAUACUCUGUUGGAGAUCAGGAAAUAUUGCCCAGAGGUAUUUGACAGGAUUGAAGUCUGGGUCGAUGGCGGGAUCAAAAGAGGCACAGAUAUCGUGAAAGCGCUCUGCUUGGGAGCGAGGGGCGUUGGCAUCGGGAGGGCAGCCCUUUUCGGGCUCGGGGCUGGUGGAAAGGAGGGCGUGGCCCGAGUCCUCGAAAUACUCAAAGCCGAAACAGAAACGUGUAUGCGACUGCUCGGCGUGGAAAGGAUUGACCAACUCGGUAUGCAGCAUAUCAAUGCCCGGGCCGUGGAGAGAGACAUCUAUGAUGGGCCGGAUGGUCUAGAGCGUCCCCACAUGUGGUCCAACAAACCGAAAGCGAAGCUAUAGAUAUUAGAAGUGAUUAUGUUCACGCGCUUUUUGACAAU
Molecule: messenger RNA, 1710 nt
Organism: Lindgomyces ingoldianus
Lineage: Eukaryota; Fungi; Ascomycota; Dothideomycetes; Pleosporales; Lindgomycetaceae
Product: L-lactate dehydrogenase
Exons: 4
Coding region: 158-1672 (504 amino acids)
Molecular function (GO): oxidoreductase activity; heme binding
Source: RefSeq, a predicted model, not a curated record